GGUAACUCUACAAAUUUUGGCAUGGUUGAUCUUUACGGGACCGAGUGAAAUAAAACCGUUUCGUAGAAAUAUUAUGAAAAUGGAGUGGAAACCAGAACAAGAAGGACUAAGACAAAUACUAACACUUCUCAAAGAGUCUCAAUCACCAGAUACAGCUACGCAGAGGGCUGUACAACAAAAAUUGGAAGAAUUGAACAAGUACCCAGACUUUAACAACUAUUUGAUUUUUGUCUUGACUAAACUUGUCAGUGAAGAAGAACCUACAAGAUCUUUAAGUGGUUUGAUUUUGAAAAAUAAUGUCAAAGCACAUUACAACAGUUUUCUGCCUGAAGUUGCGGAAUUCAUAAAACGAGAAUGCCUAUCAGCAGUCGGCGAUCCUUCUCCCUUGAUUCGAGCUACUGUGGGUAUCAUUAUCACCACUAUAGCUAGCAAGGGAGAGCUAACUAAGUGGCCUGAACUGUUACCAGCCUUAUGUCAGAUGCUUGAUUCACAAGACUACAAUGUUUGUGAGGGAGCAUUUGGGGCUCUCCAAAAGAUAUGUGAAGACACAGGAGAUGUUCUAGACAGCGAUGCAUUGAACAGACCACUGAAUGUGUUGAUUCCGAAAUUCCUGCAGUUUUUCCGCCACUCUUCACCUAAAAUCAGGUGUCACGCUAUUGCUUGUGUCAACUACUUUAUCACGGGCCAAAUACAAGCUCUCAUGCUGCACAUUGAUACUUUCAUUGAGAAUUUAUUCCACUUGGCAGCUGAUGAGGAUUCAGAUGUCAGGAAAAAUGUUUGUCAUGCUUUAGUCUUGCUUCUGGAUGUGCGAUUGGACAGACUUAUCCCUCACUUACCUAACAUUAUUGAGUACAUGCUGGUGAGAACCCAGGAUCCUGAGGAGGGUGUUGCUUUAGAAGCUUGUGAGUUCUGGCUCACACUAGCUGAUCAAAAUAUUUGCCGUGAGGUUUUGGGCCCCAGACUACCAGCUCUUCUGCCUAUCUUAGUACGAGGUAUGCGGUAUUCUGAAAUGGAUGUGAUCUUACUACGAGGUGAUCGUGACGAUGAUGCAGAUGACGCAGAACCUGAUCGGGAAUCCGACAUAAGACCACGAUUCCACAAGCCACGAUCACACACAGUCAAACAUAAUGCUGGAGCAGGUGACAGCAAUAUGUCGGGAGGUGGCGAGUCAGACGACGAAGACGACGGCGGUGCGGACGCAGAUGAUGGCUCGUUGUCGGACUGGAACUUACGUAAAUGCAGUGCGGCAGCUCUCGACGUGCUUGCCAACGUGUUCCGCGCUGACUUACUACCUGUUCUCUUCCCGAUACUUAAAGAGACACUAUUCCACGAAGAUUGGGUUAUAAAGGAGAGUGGCAUUUUAGCCUUGGGUGCUGUGGCAGAUGGCUGCAUGGAUGGUAUGGUCCCACAUCUACCAGAUUUGGUCCCAUACCUGGUAUGCUGUCUGGCCGAGCGCAAGGCCCUGGUGCGCGCAAUCACCUGCUGGACACUUUCUCGUUAUUCACUUUGGAUUGUAUCUCAAUCACAUGAUCCAUACCUGAAGCCUGUGAUGACUGAGUUACUAAAGUGCGUGUUAGACAACAACAAGCGAGUACAAGAAGCGGCGUGUUCAGCUUUCGCCACCCUCGAGGAAGAAGCAUGCACAGAGCUUGUUCCCUACUUAGGCUUCAUUUUACAAACACUUGUGUACGCGUUCAGCAAAUAUCAACACAAGAAUUUACUGAUAUUGUAUGACGCUAUUGGUACACUAGCUGAUUCAGUGGGUCACCACCUCAACAAACCAGAAUAUAUCAACAUGUUGAUGCCACCACUUAUCAAUAAGUGGAACUUUUUGAAGGAUGAAGAUAAGGAUCUUUUCCCACUUCUUGAGUGCCUGUCAUCUGUGGCUACAGCUCUUCAAUCAGGAUUCCUCCCAUACUGCGAACCAGUGUUCAGAAGAUGUGUAUCAUUAAUAGAACAAACAUUAAAUCAAAAUAUAGCAAACACACAAAGUCCAGAACAGUUUGAAGCACCUGAUAAGGACUUCAUGAUUGUGGCGCUGGAUCUGCUGAGUGGGUUGGCAGAAGGCCUGGAUGGUCACAUAGACCACCUGGUGUUCAACUCCAACCUUAUGCAGCUGCUCUACCAAUGCAUGCAGGAUCCGAUGCUUGAGGUGCGUCAGUCGUCGUUUGCGCUGCUGGGUGACUUGACCAAGGCGUGUUUCCAACAUGUACUUCCUUACAUACCAGAGUUUCUACCAAUACUCGGUAUGAACCUCAAUCCAGAAUACAUUUCUGUAUGUAAUAAUGCCACUUGGGCGAUCGGCGAAAUAAGCAUUAAAUUAGGGCCUGAAACAUCAAAGUAUAUUCCUCUAGUUUUGAGCCAUUUGGUUGAAAUUAUCAACAGACCAAAUACUCCCAAGACUCUUCUUGAAAAUACAGGUAAGUGCACCUCACUGCGAAAUAUUCGCGACAACGACGAGAAGGACUCUGCGUUCCGUGGUAUCUGUCAGAUGAUUCAGGUCAACCCUGCCGGGGUUGUGCAAGACUUCAUGUUCUUCUGCGACGCUGUCGCCUCGUGGUCGCACCCUAAGGACGAUUUGAAGGAGAUGUUCACCAAAAUCCUGCACGGUUUCAAGAACCAAGUCGGCGAGGAAAAUUGGCGCCAUUUCACCGACCAGUUUCCCAUGCAGCUCAGCGUGCGCCUGUCUGCCAUGGGAACCAAUGUCAGCACGGGUCGGGAAGACAUUGAGGGUGUCGCAGCAGGCGCGGCACCCGCGCGUAGGGAACACUCGCUCGGGCCGGCCGCCGCCUGUCCGCCGCGUUAUGUGCCAACACACUGACCUCACUACACUAGCGAGGAUAUUUACACAUUUGUACCUAUCGACAGAGAAUAUAAUCUAGAUUGUAAAUUGUUACACUUCAUUCUUCUGUUCGUACCUGAAAUUGUUUUUCGUUCGACGAGACGUACAUUUAGAAGCGGCGUAAUCACUUAAUAAGUGUAUUGUGCACCGAGUAUAAAGUAAUCGUAGCUUGGAUGGGUCCGCUCGGCUUGCACGACAGACGCACAACGCACAGGCCGGGUCUGCGUACACACGUAUACGUGGGGUGCUAGGCUUUCUAUUCGUAUCUUGUUACACUCACGUUGCACGGUGCAUGCUUACGUGCCUCUUUGUAUAACCAUCGUAACGAGUGUACAUUCAUUGGCCCUUUCUAGUUGUAGUUUUACUCACUAAAUUUUGUAACACGGUGAUUAUUACCGAGUUAGAUGUGGUAUAUCUACUGUAAUUGCAUGAAAUUUAGAGAUAGUUUCUAGUUAGUAACAAAAAGAUGAGACGUGUUUAUGAAAAAUAUGAUUCAUUCUUAUUUUGAAUUUUGCAAAUUGGUUCUAUAGUUUCAAGUUUUAAAUAACGACACAUCGAAUCAUCCGAGUCUCAUCAUAGGAAUUACCUAAACAAGCAGUAGUAAGGUAAACAUAAUAUUGAUAUUGAUAAGAAAUGAUAUCGAAUCGAUACCAGUAACUACAUAACGCAAGUAUAAUCAUAUCGCGAGCUACUUGCGUAGUAGACAUCGCAAGUACUCGCAUCGCCAGUCACAUCGUUCGCCUUUUGCUCGUAAUCGUUUAGCUUAGGUUGCCUGAUGCCAUUCACUGCUCAACACAAAUACAGCACGUGUUUAAUUUAUAAUUCACUAACAUAAAUGCUGCUACUUUUAGUUGAUUUCAAAUGAACAGUCAUUCGGUAAUUGAUUUGUCCAAAAGCAUUUAUCUACACCCACUAGCUAGAGAGCAUCGCAAAUAUAUUUUAUUACAAUUUAAAAUUGACGUGUUAACUAUUAUUAUUUUAUAUAAAUUACAAAGACUUAGUAAAAUCGAGAAUUUAUGUGAACUGUGAUUUGUGACUGGAUUUUUUUUUUUGACUAAUAUAUGUGUAUGAUGAUUUUAUGUCUGUGUCAGUGUAGAUAUGAUAUACUGCUUUGAUAGAUUUUAUGAAGGCUAGAUUUCUGCUAUAUAAUAUACCAAAUAGUAUUUUUACGUUGUAUAUUGUUUAAUGGAAUUGUAUGUGUGAGUUGGCCGGUGGGUGGACGCUUGCAGGGCGACGUGUGGUGCGGUCCGUGCAACUCUCACAAAGCUAUAUUUACACAUUUUGUACUCGUGUGCGUCGCGCCCGCGACUGUCCGCUGCGCAGGUCAACUUUAUGAUUGAUAUAAAGUACUAUUUACGUGUAUAUUUAAUUAAAAUAAUAUUAUGUAUAUGUAAAUACAUAUUGCGAUGUAUAUUAUUAUUAUAUUCAAGUAAAAUUGUUAUUUUUUUGUUUUAUGAAAAGCUAAAAGUCUGACUUUAAACACUUGUUAUAAUAUCAUUUAAUUUUUUUUUCAGAUACGGGGUCUGAAAUUAUGUAGUUCGAAUGAACAUUAGUAUAUUUAACAAAUUGCAAUCGUAGUAUAGGGAGCGUCGAUUUAAUAUGGUAUUUCGGGGAUAAAAAGAAAUUUUAACAUUCCGUAAUCUAAAUUCUGUCUUUUGGCUCAGUAUAAAACGUCAGUGUCGAGUGUUGCUAUACUUUUAGUUUUGCGAAUCGCUAAAUUAUAAUAUUUAGAUAUACAUAUUAUAUACACGUCGUGAUUGUAUCGAGUAGGAGAUAUCCCCGAUCCCUGAGACCCGCUGAGUUCCUAUCCUGAGUCCUGUCUAGUCCCAUCCCGUGUCAUGUGCCAACGAAGCCCGGACGACUCGCAGGUAGGUGCGGCCGCACCGAGCCGUCGUGUCCAUACGGUAGCUGUUUCACGUCUCGGUACCCGUAGGAACAUUAAAUUACUGUAGCUACCUUUCGGAUAAAUUUGAGACACAUUGUUUAUUUUUUAAGUAGAAUCCAUUUUAUAUCGAUUAUAUGUUACGGGUGGCCUCGUAAUUUAUUUUUAAGGUUAGUAGAUUUUAUGGUCAUGAUUUUUUUAAUGUAGAUGUUUGUUUUUCCUAAAAAAACCGUGAUAAUAGUUGGAUAAGUGAUCGCAUGCGUGAAUGUGUGAGUGAAGCGGCAUUCGUAAGGCACUCCCUUCCUUGAGGCAUAGUUAGUAUUUUAUUAUAAAUAUUAUAGUUGUAUCGUUUGGACGAACAUUAAUUGUGAUGCAUUGUCGAUAUAAAUGUAGAUUGUUUGUGUCGCGUUAAAUUGUAAUAUUGUGUUGUGGAUUAUUGUCAAAACAUGCGUACGUUGUAUUUAUUUAUAUGAAUAUUAUAAUCACAUUGUCCACGUUAGUUAAUCAUUUGGAUUGAGCUUAUAUUAUAUUCAAUUACAGAGUUGAGCUCAGCGCUGAAAAUAUUUUUAUACUAUAGCAUUUACAUAGAGGAUCAUUCCGUUUAUGUCUUUGGAAUGAAGUUAAUUUAUAAAGUUUAAAUGCGAACACUUGCAACGGUCGCGUGAGCCACACUGAUUGAAUACGUCUACGUAUAUGUUAUCCAUAAGGAUUUUUGGAUCGGGGCUUUAUAAUUGCGCUCAACAGUUGUCUGUAGCUGUUCAUGUCAAUGUAUUAACCAUUAUGAAUUACUUCAUCAUUGAAUAGGUUCCGCCAUACGUCUUUAUAACAAUGGUCCCAUAUACCCAAAGGGUGACUUGAGAUAAAAUAAUUGUUUCCAAGUGACAUUUCAUUCGUCCCUCUCUGCCCACCAUAUAUCUAAAUCUGUAUUUCGAUAAAAUCUAAAAAACGUUUGCAUUAACUUUAUCUGGAUGUUAUAAACUUACUGGAGUACUACAAUAGUGGAACAUAGUUCAUACGAAAUACUUUCAAUGUACAAAUUUAUCCAGAUUGUAGUGAAAUAGACACUUGCAUUUGGAAUAAAAUAGCUGCUAUGCUAGAGUAAAUAUUAUGCUAGCGUAUUUUAAUAGGGAUUGUUUUUGCACCACGAAUUCAUAGGCGUUUUGAACCUGUUUCGUUUCUAUAAAAACAGAUAAAGUUUUUAGAAACUAGUUACCAAACUGUUCUUCUGCCCUUGAGGUGACAUUGCUCAUUGCGAAGCGAUAUCGGCGGUAUGAAUGACGGUCCACUCAUUUUGCUGCAGACUAAAUUCAGAAACCAAGUCACAAUUUGGACCACAACAGCAAUUAUUUUAUCACAGACCCUGCACUCGGACCUACUCGUUUAAAAUUGAAGCAUUAUCAACAUCUAAACACAAUGUAGACAAUGUGAAUUUCUUAUAUUUAUUAAUCUUUCGCUAAAUAAAACUAAUAUUGUUAGUUCUGCAAUUUUUUAUUUAUUUUUAUCCAUUAUCUAUUAACUACAUACUAUAUUAAAUUAAAACGCAUAUAAGUCAAUGUUUUAUAUUAUGUUAUUAAUAUUUUAUUAUAUAUAUGUAUAGUAUAUUAUUAUAUUACUACUUUUAUUUACAAAAUCACUACCAAUAGAUAGUUCUCUUGCAAAUUGCAAUAGGAAAUCUAUGCGUGGAACUGUAUCGUGUAUAAAAAUAAAUAUAUUUUAAAUACUUAAAUGUAAAUCCUUGUCACCUGUAGGCAAAAGUGUAAGUUAUUUCAUGAAAAUAACCGAAAUUGCAAAUAAUAUGUUUGUUUUGUAAAUCCUACAUGAUUUCAGGUAAGUCCGGUACAAAUUUGCACACCAUAAUUUAUAAUUAAUAUUUUGUUGUUUGUUUUACAUAAAGUGAGUACAGACGUAUAAACUCAUAAUAGACAUAACCUACCUCUAUUUUAAGGCCUAACCCUAGGCAGUUUGUUCAAAAUUAAAAAUUAUAAUUUUGGAAGAAUAUAUUUAUACAACUCACUUUUGAAAUAAAAAUUCUGUACUCAUUUUAUAUAAGUAUGUUUUAAAAUAUACAAAUUCAAAUGUAAAACAUAACUAUAUCAGUAAUAAAUUGUUUGAAAUCAGGUUCUGGUUGUAAUAUGAUGACCUCACAAUAGACAUUCUUUUACCAAACAUUUCGUUAAUAAAGCACUCAUUGUUCGAAUAUCUUGUUUUUUAUUUAACAUCAUUCAUAUUAAAUUAAAACAUCCUGAACAUUCUGAAGCAAGUAAUGUGAGAAUUAUUGUACACCUAUUAUAGACUCUAUGGAAAAAGAUAGUUUUUGUCUUUGAGGUUGACUGUUAGGUAAUGGAGCGUAGGUGGUGAGUAAAGCUGCGAGUAGGUUCCUGCAGAGUAGAGCGGCGGGUGGGCCCGGAGGUGGCGGUGGCAAGGGCGCAGCUCCACGAUCUAAUUCCACGUCCGCGAAAGCUCUGCGCCGUCGGACACGCUCAUUCCAAGCUGGAUCAUUUGAAUAUGGCCGAUCACCGUAGAUGGAUGGUUGCACUGGGAAUGUCCUGGACAUCUGCAUGCACCGCAGUCGGGCGCGGUAAGCUCUCUUGCGGGCGGCUAGAGCUGCAGCUUCUCCAUCGCGAGCGUCUGAACUGCCAGCACCCUGUUGUCUGCGAAGUGCCACC
This is a messenger RNA of Spodoptera exigua (beet armyworm), 7390 nucleotides long. The record is from the annotation of a GenBank genome assembly. Lineage: Eukaryota; Metazoa; Arthropoda; Insecta; Lepidoptera; Noctuidae.